UUGUUAAUUAAUUGUUACAUUUAUUGUUAAAUUACACUGGGAUUGCUGAAGUUGCAUGCGCUUUUAUUCACCCCCUACCUAUUACAUUCAGUCGAUGUUUAAACAAAACACGCGCGUUGCGCGUCUUUGCGAAACAUAUUCAAAAGUUGUUUGCUGUUUUGUGUGUGUGAAUGUGUGUGUAUUCAUACAUGUAUGUGCGUCUAUGCUCGCUUUAUUAAACAUUAACAUUGCGGAAAAUCAAUACGUGAGUGGAAUGAUUUUGUUUGUGUGUGCGCGCAACGUGCAACGCUACUGUAUGUUUUUUGUUUAAUCAAGAACAACAACAACAAGGAAAGCAACUAAAUAAAAUAGAGCGCGAGUCACAACAGGAUAACGUACGUCAAAAGCCGAGUGUGGUCUAAACGCCUUCAGCAAACGAUAUACGGUCAGCAAAUCAAGGAAACAAAUCCGCACUACAGUACAUUGAGCUUCCAUUAUUGGCUUCCAUUGAAGUUCGAGUUGAGAGCCAGAGUAAAGGCUUCGACUUGGGCGCGUGACAGUUAAAAAGGCAAUAAGAUGAGCGCCGCCACCACACAAGAGUUUUGCGUUCGCUGGAACAGCCACCUGGGGAGCAUUGGAGCGGCCUUUCCACAGCUAUUGGCUGGUCAAAGAUUCGUGGAUGUGACGCUUGCCUGCGAGGGACAUCAGGUGCAUUGCCAUCGCCUGGUAUUAGCCGCGUGUUCCACUUACUUUGAGGCAAUUCUUGCCGAGAAUCCCUGCAAGCAUCCAGUGAUCAUAUUGCCCAGUGAGAUUAAGCUAUGGGAAAUACAAGCGCUCGUCGACUUCAUGUACAAGGGCGAGGUAAAUGUAACGCAGGCGGGACUUGGUCAGCUGCUGCGUUGCGCCGAGCAGCUGCGCAUCCGUGGACUGUAUGGCUCCGAGGCAGCUAUCAACUACAAACAGCUGCAGCAAAUGCGACUAGAUGCUGGUGUCAGCGCCGUCGCCGCCACAGCGCUGGAUAGCACAUCGCCAGUGAAGCAAGACCAUCAGCAGCAGCAGCAACAACAACAACAACAACAACAGCAGCGGUUGGAGAACGCGGAGACGGAUGAUACGGCCACAAACUCUACGACAUCGACAACAACCGCUAGUACAACGGCAUUGUCUGCCAAACAACAGCAACAGUUGCUGUUGCAACAACAGCAACAACAACAACAGCAGCAGCAGCAGCAGCAACAACAGUUGCAGCCAAAGCGACAGCCAAACGGCAAUAAUGCGCUGCAGCUACAGUUGUUGCAACAACAGCAGCAGCAGCAAGUGCAGCAACCACAUACGAAUGCCAACUCAUCAACCGCCGCUUCCAAUAACUCGAAUGCGCCCACAGAAGACGACUCUGGGGAUGAUACCAACUGCAACAAUUGGAACGCUUUCAGUGAACACUAUGAAGACUUUGCCGGCGUAAACAACAACAAGCUCAAUGCACAGAUCAUGCAACAGCAGCAGCUACAACAGCAACAACAACAGCUGCAGCAACAAUUGGAUUCGACCAUCGAGGAUGAUCACAACUAUGUGGCUGCGCAUGAUGAGGACAAUGAUAGCAGUGGCGGCUUUAUGGGCAAUGCGGUCAACAACAGCGUCGCGCAGCUCAGCAUGGAGUCGGACCUAGACACCUCAGCCAAUACAUCGGGCUCCUCCUUAAUGCACAGCUCCAUUGAUGGUUACACCUCGUAUAAGCGCGUGCGACGCUCAGAGGCUUCGCUGGCACAGGCAGCCAAGUGUGUGUCCAAAGGCGAAACCUUUCAAACGGUUAGCAACAUGUUCAACAUACCCGUGUCCACCAUACGCUUCUAUAUGGCGCGCAAAGGCAUCUUGCCCAAGCGCAAGCGUGGCCGUGGCGCCUCCCAUGCUGGCGGCACCAUUACCACAACGAACAGCGUCACCGGUGGCAACGGUUCAGCAACAGCACAAGCAGCAGCAGCCGCCGCAGCGGCAGCGGCAACUAUGGCAGCCGCCACCACAUUGGGCAGCCUAUCGACAGCGGGUGCGCAUCACUUGCCCCAUCAUUUACCACUGGAUGCCAUGCAGUUGAAGCGACUAACAAACGCUACCAGCGGUGCCAGCAGUCCCACAGCUGCGGCCGCAGCAGCGGCUGCACUUGUGGCAGCCUCAUCGCCUAGCCUGGAGGUGGCCACAGCUGCAGGCGUACCCUUCCAUCUACUCAGCGAUGCGGCUGCCUUCAAGCUAAGCGAGCAGCAACAGCAGGCGCAUAUAAUCUAACCAUGAGGUCGCCUAUUGCGCUGCCACUAGAUCGCAGCCACGACACAAACACACGCAACAGAAAGAGAUAGAUAGAGAGAAAGAAAGAGAGAGAAAGAGAGAGAGAGUAGCAGCAAACGCCUCCCAGCAUUUUGGACAGUGUGCAGUGGACAAUCUUAAGGCACUUUCCACAAACUUAACUCAACUCACGCGCUUUUAAAGCCACAGUAAAUGAUAAUAUACAAUAUAUACAUACAUAUAGUAUAUAAUAUAUAAAGCAAUGUAAGCCAGCUGUUCCUGUUACGAACUGUAUUGCUGUAGCUGCCAGCAGUUGAUGAAAGCUUAUAUAUACAUAUAAAUUUAAUGUUUAGAUCUACAUAUAUAUUUAAUGUAAUGGAUAUAUAUUUGAUUUUAAGGUUUUUUGGCUUUAGUCAGCUAAGUGUGUACUUUAGCAAGCGAUUCAAUUUGCGCGCAUUGCUUAGAAGAUCUAGCGUUAGUUUUAACUUAUAUACAUACAACAUACACAUAUAUACAACAUAUAUAUUUGUAAUACAUGACUUUUUUCAUGUAGCCAAAACCGUCAACUCAAUUUCAAAAUUAUUUUUUUUUA
Messenger RNA from Drosophila busckii, 2845 nucleotides. Its product is annotated as transcription factor kayak. NCBI's taxonomy places the organism in Eukaryota, Metazoa, Arthropoda, Insecta, Diptera, Drosophilidae. Gene Ontology annotation, biological process: regulation of transcription by RNA polymerase II. The transcript is spliced from 2 exons. The coding region runs from base 556 to 2256 and encodes 566 amino acids. The record is from RefSeq and is a predicted model, not a curated record. Gene Ontology annotation, cellular component: nucleus. Gene Ontology annotation, molecular function: protein binding; DNA binding.